Pelagomonas calceolata is the source of this 1863-nucleotide messenger RNA. NCBI's taxonomy places the organism in Eukaryota, Pelagophyceae, Pelagomonadales, Pelagomonadaceae. The record is from the annotation of a GenBank genome assembly.
AUGGCGAGCUUCGGUCUGGAGGGGCCCGGCUUGAAUAGCGGCCAAAGGGGCAAGAGGCAGACGGGUCCCUCGGGCUUGGGCGCGCCGGCCGCCAAGCGCGCCAGGCGCCCGGAGCGCGCGGGCGCGUUCGCCGACGGUGACGCGGCGCCCGGGGCGCCGCCGCCGCGCCCGCGGCUCGGGAAGACGAAGGUCGGCCGUCCGGCGGCCGGCGAGCGGCGCGACUUCGGCCUCAACCUGCCGGCCACCGCGUCGCGCGACGCCUACCGGAACGCCGUGGGCGCAUUCCCGGGCAUGGCGGCCCACCGGCGCCCGGCCGCGCCCCCCGUCGCCGGGGCGCCGCCGCUGCGCCGGCGCGACGGGCCGUCCGUGGGGGAUUUGCUGGAGGGACCGCGGCCGGUGGCGCCGUCGCGGCGCCGCGCGGCGCCGGCGCCGGCGCCCGCGCGGCCGCGCCGCCAGCUCCCCACCCCGGCGGCCGCGCCGGCGGCCGCGCGGCCGCGGCGACCGCGCCGCGGGCGGCCGGACGCCGGCGCGACGGCGGACCAGCCGCUGUGCAUCGAGGACUCGUCGGACGACGAGGCCGCCGGCGCGGCGCCGGCGCCGGCCACCAAGGAGCGGCCGCGGCGGACGCGCGCGACGCGCGCGGGGCCCGCGGAGACGGACCCGACGCCGGUCUUCCAGUACCCGCCCGGCGUGGCGGCCAGCGACAGCAUCGUCGUCACGCGGGGCGACCUCCGGCGGCUCGAGCCGGACGAGUUCCUCAACGACAACCUCGUCGACUUCUACCUCAAGGUCAUCGUCGCCGACGCCCGCCGCUCGCCGCUCGGCGAAGACCCGGCCUUCGGCGACGUCGCCCGCGACGUCCACGCGUUCUCGUCCACGACCGCGUCCGCAACGUCGACGGCGCCGUCGGGGCGUCUGCCCCGACGACGUGGGGGCUGUCAACGAUCUCACUCGUCGACGCCCGCGCAGGUCGCACUUCUUCACGAAGCUCCGCGAGGGCGACUCGCGCGGCAAGCUCAAGCCCGACAGCGAGAAGGCGCAGCGCGCGCACGCGCGCGUGGAGCGCUGGACGCGCGGCGUCGACGUCUUCGCGAAGAAGUUCCUCCUCGUGCCCGUCGUCGAGGACCUGCACUGGAGCUUGGCCAUCGUCUGCCACCCGGGCGAGCUCGCGAAGCGCGCCGUCGCGCGCGAGCGCCGCGAGUUGGACGUCGGCGCCACCGAGGACGAGGACGAGGACGAGGAUUGCCCGGCGCGGCCCUGCGUUAUCCAUAUGGACUCGCUGCGGAUGCACAGCGCGAAGAAGAUCGAGAAGUGGCUGCGCUGUUUCCUCGAGAUGGAGUGGCGCAAGCGGCACUCGGACGAGGAGCCGUUCACGCUCCGGGAGCGGACGGCGAGGGCGGGCGGCCCGCCGGCGGACCUGCUGCUGGCGAUGCCCAAGGUCCCGCAGCAGACGAAUUCGUGCGACUGCGGCGUCUACACGCUGCGCUACGGCCAGGAGUUCCUCGCGCGCGCCGUGUGUCGAGGCGCCCGGCUCGCCGUCGACGGGCGGGACGUCUCCCUGUGCUUCCGCGACCACGACUUCGAGGCGUGGUUCACCGGCCGCGACAUCGCGGAGAUGCGCCGGGACAUCAAGAAGCUGGCCGCGGACCUCGAGCUAGAGAAGAUCCGGGCCGCCUACCGGCGGGAGCAGGCCGAGGACGCCGCAGCACCGCCCGCCGGCGCCGCCCCACCCUAGGCGCGCCGCGCUGUUGUACCUCCAAGACGGAACGCUUUAUGUCCUAUCCAAGUCAUGGCAGAUGGAUAAGUAAAAUACACAAAAACCCCACCCCCUUUUUAUACCAACUAAUUAGUAAAGAUAUGUCA